AGGUCUCUUCCUUCGCUGACGUAACAUUCUAACCGGCGUUGAGGUUGCGAGGGGCGAGAAAAGCCUGUGGAAGAGCGUCAAGAAGAUCGAGAAAGUUCUCGAAGCAGGGCCUAGUUGUACCGCUGCGAGCUCACUGUCGAUUCAUUCUUGUUCAGCGCGAGCACCUGAAAGAUCCGGUGCGCUUUCAGUGUCGUCGUUCUCGGGUGACGAUGUCAGUGAUCGGGUUCGACUUCGGCAACGAGAACUGCUUCAUCGCGGUUGCUCGUGCCGGUGGCAUCGAGACGAUCGCCAAUGAGUACAGCCAGCGAGUCACGCCGUCCUAUGUUGCGUUCGGCGACAAGACGCGUGACUUGGGCGUGUCGGCGAAGAACAAACAGGUGACGAAUCUCAAGAAUACCGUCUUUGGCUUCAAGAGGCUGCAGGGCCGCAAGAUGGGCGACCCGCAAGUCAAGCACGAGGCGACGUUCCUGCCCUAUUCGCUGGUCGACCUGGGUGGCGGGCGUGUGGGCGUUCGUGUUCGCUACCUGAACGAGGACAAGGCCUUCUCGAUCACGCAAAUCACUGCCAUGCUUUUCACCAAGCUGAAAGACAUUGCCGAGACUGCAUUGAAGAUCAAAGUCAACGACUGCGUAGUGUCCGUGCCGCAUUUCUUCACCGACUCCGAACGCCGGGCAUUGCUGGACGCGACGCGCAUCGCGGGCCUCAACUGUCUAAAGCUUAUGAACGAGACCACUGCCAUUGCGCUCAGCUAUGGCUUUUACAAGAACGACCUGCCAGAAGAGAAGCCGCGCGUCGUGGCCUUCGUCGACAUGGGCCACUCGGCGUUGCAGGUCGGCAUCGUGGCUUUCAAUCGGGACAGACUUAAGAUGAUGGCCUCUGCGUUCGAGAGCGUCGGCGGCCGCGACUUCGACAUGGUGCUGGUCCGUUACUUCGUGCAGGAAUUCAAGGAGCGCUACAACCUGGAGGUGUCCAGCAAUCGGCGGGCGCUCAUCCGGCUAAUAACCGAGUGCGAGAAGCUUAAGAAGCAAAUGAGCGCCAACCCACACGAGCUGCCCCUUAACAUCGAGUGCUUUAUGAACGACCGCGACGUAGCCGGCAGGAUGAAGCGCGAGGCGUUCGAGGCGAUGGCCGCGGAGCACCUGGCGCGCACCGAGCGCACGCUGGUCCGUGCACUGCAGGAGGCCGGCUUGCGCGCCUCGGACAUCGAUUCCGUCGAGCUCGUGGGAGGCGGCACCCGCGUGCCGGCCAUCAAGCAACUGGUGCGCAAAGUGUUCAACCGGGAGCCGUCCACAACACUCAACCAGGAUGAGGCGGUGGCGCGCGGCUGCGCUCUGCAGUGCGCUAUGCUGUCACCCAUCUUCAAGGUGCGCGAGUUCCAGGUGGUGGACGCGCAGCCGUACCCCAUCGAGCUGUGCUAUGCACCUGGCAAGGGCGAAGAAGGCCGCGCCGAAGUGUUCCCGCGGUGGCACCAGGUUCCGUUCAGCAAGAUGCUCACGUUCUACCGGAGCAAGCCCUUCUCUCUGGAAGCCAGGUACACAGCUGAUGCUGCUGUGCCCUACCCUGACCUGCAGCUUGGCAUCUUCAAUGUGAACAAGGUUGCCCCCGCAGCCGACAAUGAGGCCACCAAGGUCAAAGUUAAAGUGCGGCUCAACCUGCAUGGCAUCUUCUCUGUGGUGUCUGCCUCGGCAGUUGACCGUGUCAAGCAUGAUGGCCGACAGGCAAGUGCUGCCCCGGAGAAGUGUUCAAAUGGUGGUGACCUGGCGGGGGCGGCGUGUGGCGAUGAGGUGCUUCCAAGCGAGGGAGGGGAUCCAGUCGAGAAGGGCACCGAGACCAACCAGGCCAACGAGGCCAACAAGGAAGCACGGCCAGAGCCGACCAAAACUGAAAAGACCAAGACGCUCGAGCUUCCUAUUGAAUCGCAAGUACCACAACUGUCUCCUACAGAGCUGGACCACCUGCAUGAGGCUGAGGCAAAGAUGGUGCAGACAGACCGGCUGGAGAAAGACCGCGUGGAUGCUAAGAACGCCGUCGAGGAAUAUGUCUACGAGAUGCGGGACCACCUGUCAGACAAGUACAAGGCCUACGUCCUUGACAAGGACAAGGAGAAGUUCCUCAGCAUGCUUAACGACACUGAAAGCUGGCUCUACAAAGAAGGUGAAGAGGUGGCUAAGAACCUGUAUGUGGAAAAGCUGAAUGCAUUGCGUGAGAUUGGCCAGCCGAUCCGAAACCGCUGCAGGGAGCACGAGGAGCGAAGUCUUGCAGCUGAAGAGAUGGGUGCCAUACUGCAGAAGUCUCGUAAGGCCCUCUCUGACUUUUCAUCUCGGGCACAAGAAGAGGUGUACCAAAAACUUGCAAAGGCUGUGGAGGAACGACAGACCUGGUUUGAUGGCGCUAUGGGUGCACUGUCCAAGGCUCCGUUGUACGAGGACCCUCCGGUGCUGGUGUCGCGCUUCCGGGAAGAGGCAAAAGCCAUGGAGACCCUCCUUGCAGCCCUCACGGUAGCGCCAAAGCCACCUAAGCCUGAGAGCCCUGCACGACAAGCCCCCGAAGGCGCCACGCCACCUCAGUCCGAGGAAGCAACAGAGUCUGAAGAGGCAACUGACAAGAUGGAUGUGGAUUAAGGCACCUGCAAGAGUGGGCCUACAAAAAAAAAAAGAAAGGAAAUCCUGCUUGUACAUAACAUGCACUUCUGUCUUCACUGAAGAAACAAGUGUUCUUUCGCUUGGUUUUUUUUUUUUUCCCUCUGCAGUGGGGGAGGAUGUGGUUUGUGACAUUCUUGCAAACCUUGCUGCGAAGACUGGUUGAGAAACUGGUGGUGAAAUGUAAUAAAUCACAGCUUGGCAGUUUUUUGGGCUGCUA
Molecule: messenger RNA, 2859 nt
Organism: Dermacentor albipictus
Lineage: Eukaryota; Metazoa; Arthropoda; Arachnida; Ixodida; Ixodidae
Gene: Hsp110
Product: heat shock protein 70Cb
Biological process (GO): protein folding
Cellular component (GO): nucleus; cytosol
Molecular function (GO): ATP-dependent protein folding chaperone; ATP binding
Source: RefSeq, a predicted model, not a curated record